Messenger RNA from Hylaeus anthracinus, 2574 nucleotides. RefSeq lists its product as uncharacterized. Gene Ontology annotation, biological process: iron ion transport. Gene Ontology annotation, molecular function: copper ion binding; oxidoreductase activity. Gene Ontology annotation, cellular component: plasma membrane. Bases 394 to 2571 code for a protein of 725 amino acids. The transcript has 10 exons. Lineage: Eukaryota; Metazoa; Arthropoda; Insecta; Hymenoptera; Colletidae. The record is from RefSeq and is a predicted model, not a curated record.
GAAACGUUAAAUUUAAGAAGACCGUUCGCUCCGAUUAAGGGGUUGACGUCGACGUCGUUGGAGACUCGUUAUCGCCUGCGUGUACCAUUGGAGCUUGCAGUGGAUCGCAUCCAAAUUUUUAAUUCCUGUCUGCUCGAGCAUUUUCUCACGGGAUCCAGAUUAGAUAAGGAGAAAACACGUCGCAUCUGUUCCCAGCUAUUUGAGGAUCUAUUUGUCCAACGCGUUGCGAGUAGGAUGCCCGCACGAUUUUCCACGUCGAUAACGAAUUUUCACCGUGUUUCACGGUCGCACUAGUAUAAUCGCGAGUUGCGCGAACCGCCGAUUCCGUAGACGAUUCGUGAACGUGUCGUGAAAAUUUUCGAUCAUCGCGAGAGUUUACCUGUUUUCGCAAGGAUGACGUGUAAAAACGUGAUAUUUCUUCUGCAACUGAUACAACUUCCUCUGCUGUUCAGCGGCUGCUUGUCGGAAACGAUCAUAACUGCGCACAACGAUUUCGAAUUCGGGACCGUUAACGCAGAGGUAGCCGACGAAGUUGAUUGGAGGCAACAUCCAUGUCGGCGGAACUGCGAGGACGGAUCACCGUCCAUGGAAUGCCAUUAUCUCUUUAAAUUAGAGGGUUAUCGUACGAUGAGUAAAGCGUGUUACGAUUGCCCGCGCAAUACCACCGAUUGCUUUCGGCCGCACUGCGUUCCAGCCGACGGAAUCGAAAGGCUUCUUUUAGUCGUUAAUCGCCAAAUGCCGGGACCACCUAUAGAGGUGUGCCAAGGAGACAGGGUAAUAGUCGACGUAAUAAACUUACUGCAUUCUGAGAGCACUACGAUGCAUUGGCACGGACAACAUCACGUUAAAACACCGUACAUGGAUGGCGUUCCCUACGUGUCUCAAUGCCCGAUAUUGCCAGGAUCGAGUUUUCGGUACGAUUAUAUCGCUACAGAAGCAGGCACGCAUUUCUGGCAUUCGCAUCUAGGUUUUCAACGAGGCGAUGGAUUAUUCGGCCCGUUGAUCGUUCGCGUACCUCCGAGUUUAAACUGGCACUAUGAUCUGUACGACGUCGACGAACAUACCAUACAGAUCUUGGAUUGGACUCACAGAUUAGGAUCCGAUACAUUUUUGAAUCACUAUCACGCGGACGGGAGCAACAAGCCGCCUACUAUACUUAUCAAUGGUUUGGGUCGUUUCACGGUUGCACAGGGCGGAAACAACGUCUCGGCUUCGAUGCCGAUCGCAACGUUUGUCGUUAAACCGAAUACCAGACACAGAUUUAGGCUUAUCAACGCCGAGUUUCUUAAUUGCCCGGUCGAAUUGUCGAUCGACGAUCACUCUAUGUACGUGAUUAGUUCGGAUGGACGUGACAUCGAACCGAUCGAAGUGGAUUCUUUGGUGAGCUACGCCGGUGAAAGAUUCGACUUCGUCGUUGACACGAAUCGUACCGUGGCCAACUAUUGGAUUCGUUUUCGAGGAUUGAUGGAUUGCGACGAAAGAUUCACCAAAGCUUAUCAAGUGGCUAUACUGCGAUACGAAGGUGCGAUCGAGCAAGAUCCCGAAGGUGAAGUCACGUACGAACGCGAAUCGAACGAUACUCUGGGUCUGCAAUUGAACGCUCUGAACGAAGGUACCGAGACGAAUAGGAGCGUCAGCAUACCUUUGUUGAAAGCUAUGGACGAGAACGACGAGUCCAAUACCUUGGAGCCCGAUUACCAAUUCUAUGUGUCUUACGAUUUUUACAAGAAAGACAAUCCUCAUUUUCAUCGCAGUAGACUGUACGGAUUCAAUCAAGUUAUGAGUACAAAGCGAGUUCUCACGCCGCAAUUGAAUCAUAUUUCUAUGAAGUUACCGUCUAUACCUCUGCUCUCUCAAAGAGAUUCCAUUGAUCAAAGUGGAUUUUGCAACGAGAGUACCGUUCAGGGAUGCAAGGAAGAUUACUGUGCCUGUACUCACGUCCUUCAAGUGAGACUUGGCAGCGUAGUCGAACUAGUUUUAGUAGACGAAGGCUUUGCUUACGACGCGAACCAUCCGUUUCACCUUCACGGUUAUCAGUUUCGCGUUAUCGCGAUGGCGAGAGUCGGUAAAAAUGUUAUGGCUGAGGACGUAAAGAAAUUGGAUAAAGAAGGGUUGAUACGCAGAAACUUGGACCACGCUCCGCUGAAGGACACCGUAACGGUACCAGACGGUGGUUACACAAUCAUACGCUUUCAUGCUAAUAAUCCAGGUUACUGGUUGUUUCACUGUCACAUUGAAUUUCACGCCGAAGUUGGAAUGUCGUUAAUCUUCAAAGUUGGCGAGCAUAAAGAUAUGCUACCGGUACCGCGUAAUUACCCUACCUGCGGUGAUUGGCAGCCCGAGAACGCGCCCUCGAAAGAAAGCGACGCGAGCGUUUCAUCGAAUGUUACGAAAAGUAACGCGAUAGAGACCUCGAAUAUUACGACGAACGAAAUUACGGAAGACAGUGCUAGACAACUCGUCAAAUUAAUGAACCAAGUCCUAAGAACGCUGCGAGUUUCGUCCUCGACGCAUACCUCGAUCGUUUCGUACUUUCUGCUUGGUUUCUGUGCUUUCGUUACCGUCGUUUAACGA